UCCAUUUUGACAACCACCCACUUUGUGUUGCACGAGAUUCACGUUCUUUACUUUGAAAUAUGUAACUUCAUUAUAUAAGCCCAUACCGGAACAACUUCCCCAAUCCAUUCAACAUCCAAAACCAGUAAACGAAGCAGAGGAGAGAGUGAACUGAAAAAAGAAACCAUGCCGGAAGAAGAAAUCCCCGUCGUGGAUCUAAGUAACCCCGACGAGGAACAAGUGGCGCGUGCGGUGGUGAAAGCGAGCGAAGAAUGGGGGAUUUUCCAGGUGGUUAACCACGGGAUCCCGGCGGAGCUUAUACGACGGCUCAAGGAGCUAGGAACAGAGUUCUUCGAGCUCCCGGAGACGGAGAAAGAAGCGGUGGCGAGACCAGCUGACUCAACAGACCUCGAAGGAUACACAACGGAUUACAAGAAAGAUGGACAAGGCAGAAAAACAUGGGCCGAUCAUCUCUUCCACAGGAUCUGGCCUCCCUCGAGAAUCAGCUACAGAUUCUGGCCUAAAAACUCCCCAGAUUACAGGGAGGUGAAUGAGGAAUACGCAAAGCAGAUAAAGGAGCUAUCGGAGAAACUCAUGGGGUGGUUAUCUGAAGGGUUAGGGUUACGUCGUGACGCGUUGAAGGAAGGUCUCGGCGGAGAUACGGUGGAGUAUCUGAUGAAGGUCAUCUUCUAUCCGCCGUGUCCAGAUCUCAGCCUGCUCUUCGGAGCUCCGCCUCACACUGAUCUCAAUGGACUCACAUUCUUAAUCGCUAAUGAGGAAGAAGGACUUCAAGCAUACCAGGAUAACAACUGGGUCGACGUCAAGUAUGAUGACUCCAGGAUCGUCGUCAUCGUCGCCGAUCAAAUCAGGAGGAUGAGCAAUGGGAGGUAUAAGAGUGGGCAGCAUAGAGCGACGAUGGAUACGGAGAGGACGAGAAUCUCGUGGCCGGUUUUUGCGGAACCGAACCUUGAUCACGUCGUCGGACCUUUGCCGGAGCUAAUCUCCGGCGAAGAUAACGCUCCCAAAUUUAAGCCUUAUGUCUACAGAGACUACAAAUUCCUUAAGAUGAACAAUCUUCCUCUCGACUGAGAUCAAAUCUCAUAAUCCAGAAACAGAGGAGAGAUGAUGAUGAACAACUGUUUCCUUUUUUUUUUUGGAUUAUUGCGUCUCGGUCUUGUCUGCUUUAAUGAUUGAUGUUCAUGUUUCAGUUAAUUAUGUCUUGUAUGUGUGUAAAUUUUAAUGGUGACAUUUAUAUAUCAUUGUUAUUAUGCAUUGAAUUUUGCUUU
This is a messenger RNA of Eutrema salsugineum, 1265 nucleotides long. RefSeq names its product flavonol synthase 3. The record is from RefSeq and is a predicted model, not a curated record. The transcript has 3 exons. NCBI's taxonomy places the organism in Eukaryota, Viridiplantae, Streptophyta, Magnoliopsida, Brassicales, Brassicaceae. Bases 166 to 1068 code for a protein of 300 amino acids.